Messenger RNA from Kwoniella botswanensis, 1290 nucleotides. RefSeq lists its product as uncharacterized. The transcript has 3 exons. Bases 1 to 1290 code for a protein of 429 amino acids. Lineage: Eukaryota; Fungi; Basidiomycota; Tremellomycetes; Tremellales; Cryptococcaceae. The record is from RefSeq and is a predicted model, not a curated record.
AUGUACACUUCAACUCUCCUCUAUCUCCUUCCUUUACUGUCCCUCUCACUGCCUACUUCGGCAGCUGGUGGACCCACCCCUAGAGAAAUAUACGAAGCUGCCUCUCGACGGGCUGCCCUCUCUCCGCGGGACGACACGGACUCUCAUGGGCAUGGCAAAUACAACGCUCUACUGAACUCACAUGGUCAUGGACAUGUAGGAAGGAGGUCCCACGCUGGUGGAUUGGAAGGCAAAAAAUUGGUUAGGAGGAAGAAAGUCAAAGCUGGAAAAAGGGCUGGUUCCACCUGUCGUGCUUCUUCGGCGUCGGAAUCUACCGCCACCGCUACACUAGAAGCGCAACAGAACAACGCCAUCGCCAAAUCAUCUUCGUCAUCCUCAUCAUCAUCUGCUUCAACAUCUACCUACGCAGAAGAGACCGCCUAUCCUACGAUGUCAUCUUCCACCACCUCAGAAUGGCAGAGUUCCGCUACCACUGCAUCUGCAACAUCGUCGGCAGCGGCCGAGUCUACUUCUUCAUCAAGCACUUCGGGUAAUAGUUUGUUCCCUUGGGGUACGGGUAGUGCUAGCUGGACAACCUCAGACGGUACAUCCUUCGAAAGCGUUCUAAAACCACUCACUGCUGGAAAACUUCCUUCUCACGGUACAGCUCCCGACGGAUCCGAUUCGCUCGUCGCAGACUUCCCAGCCGGUACAGUCGGACUAACUUCAGCAGGAUUCUCAUUCUACACUACUGGUGCACACGAUGGUGUUGAAGUGGAUUCCGCUAAAGAAGUCUCUUUCUCUUACUCGGUCUAUCUUAAAGAUGGAUUCAAUUUCGUUAAAGGAGGUAAAAUGCCUGGAUUAUAUGGUGGUACGAGUUUGAGUCAAGCCAAGUCUUGCUCAGGUGGAAGACAAGAUUCGAGAGAUUCAUGUUUCUCUGCUCGUCUUAUGUGGCGAACCAAUGGUCAAGGAGAGAUAUACGACUACUUACCUGUACCAUAUACCGAUACCGAUACUGGAUAUGGUGAAUCCAUUCAACGAGGUGCAUACGAAUGGGCAACGGGUAAAUGGACUACGGUGGCGAUGCGAGUGAAAUUGAAUGAUGUAGGAUCAAGUAAUGGUGAACAAGAAUUGGUGGUAGAUGGACAUUCUGUGAUCAGCUUGAAAGAUGUCACGUUUGCUACGUCGGAGGGAACUAAGAUUUACGGUAUUAUGGCGCAGACAUUCUUUGGAGGACACACAGACGAUUGGGCUUCUCCAACCGAUCAGAAUAUCUGGUUCAAAGAUUGGUCACUUGCUGUGCUUUCUUAA